CUUCAUUAGUGUGGAGGAGUCACAAGCAAGCAAAUAGCAAUAUACCAAUGAAUAUGAUGAAGUGUUUAUUUUUGUUAUGUUUGUGUUUGUUUCCCAUUGUGGUGUUUUCAUCAAGUUUCACUUCCCAAAAUCCCAUUGAAUUACCGAGUGCUUCUCCUAAACCUAAGCCAGUACUUGACACAAAUGGUAACGAACUUAAUCCUAAUUCGAGCUAUCGCAUUAUUUCCACAGCGUGGGGUGCGUUAGGUGGUGAUGUAUACCUAGGUAGAUCCCCAAGAUCAUCUGCCCCUUGUCCAGAUGGUGUGUUUCGUUACAAUUCUGAUGUUGGAACUAUCGGUACACCCGUUAGAUUCAUUCCUUUAUCUGGAGGUAUACUUGAAGAUCAACUAAUGAACAUACAAUUCAGAAUUGCAACAGUGAAAUUGUGUGUUAGUUAUACAAUUUGGAAAGCCGGUAAUUUAAAUCCAUAUUAUAGGGCGGUGUUGUUGGAGACGGGAGGAAGCAUAGGACAAGUAGAUAGCAGUUAUUUCAAGAUUGUUAAAUCAUCAACAAUUGGUUACAACUUACUCUACUGCCAUAUUACUCGUCCCGUUCUCUGUGCAAAAGUGGGUGUAAUUAAUCAAGAUGGAAGAAGGCGUUUGGCUCUUUUCAACGAAAAUCCUCUUGGUGUCUACUUCAAGAAAGUCUAGUAUGUUUAUGUUAUGUUAUGUUGUAAAAUAAACACAUGCUAACGUAUAUCUAUAUAUUUUAGCAUGUCUUCCUGUGUUUGCUUGUAUACACAAUAAAUAUAGAAACGGAUCACUUAAUAACAAAA
Messenger RNA from Solanum pennellii, 814 nucleotides. Its product is annotated as aspartic protease inhibitor 8-like. The transcript has a single exon. Bases 48 to 689 code for a protein of 213 amino acids. The record is from RefSeq and is a predicted model, not a curated record. NCBI's taxonomy places the organism in Eukaryota, Viridiplantae, Streptophyta, Magnoliopsida, Solanales, Solanaceae. Gene Ontology annotation, molecular function: endopeptidase inhibitor activity.